This is a messenger RNA of Pneumocystis jirovecii RU7, 957 nucleotides long. Its product is annotated as Rab geranylgeranyltransferase BET2. Gene Ontology annotation, cellular component: Rab-protein geranylgeranyltransferase complex. The coding region runs from base 1 to 957 and encodes 318 amino acids. The transcript has 6 exons. Gene Ontology annotation, molecular function: Rab geranylgeranyltransferase activity. The record is from RefSeq and is a predicted model, not a curated record. NCBI's taxonomy places the organism in Eukaryota, Fungi, Ascomycota, Pneumocystomycetes, Pneumocystales, Pneumocystaceae. Gene Ontology annotation, biological process: protein geranylgeranylation.
AUGUUAGAAUUAUUUGUGGAUAAACAUAUAGAAUAUAUUUUAUCUUUUAGCUCAAGAAAUUUAAUUGAUUUCUCUGAAGAGCAUUAUAAAAAAUUACAAAAUAUAAAUUGGGUACUUAAUGCAUUAUUUAUUAUUGAUAGAAAGGAUUUAAUUCCUCGAGAUAAUGUUAUUGAUUUUGUUAUGUCGUGUAAAUAUGAAGAUGAUUCUAUUGAAGGGUUCGGACAAAUUCCUUUUUCAGAUCCUCAUCUUUUGAAUACAUUGUAUGCUGUUCAAAUUUUGGCUAUCUGUGAUUCUAUUGAUAAAAUAAAUCCUGAAAAAAUAGCAAAAUAUAUUUCUUCUCUCCAGGACCCUGAAACAGGCUCAUUUAAAGGGUAUUUAUGGAGCGAGAUUGAUGCUAGGUUCAUGUAUGGAGCAGUCUGUUGUUUAUCAAUUAUUGAUCGUCUUGAUGUGAUUAAUAGCGAAAAAGCGAUUGAAUGGAUUCUUAAAUGUCAAAAUUGUGAUGGUGGUUUUGGCGAAAUUCCCGGAGCAGAAUCUCAUGCUGGUCAUGUACUCUCAUGUGUGGCGACUCUUUCUUUGUUCAAAAGGCUUGAUCUAAUAGAUGUUAACUUAGUUAGUUCAUGGUUAUCAGAACGUCAAGUUUUAAGUGGUGGUUUAAAUGGCAGACCUGAAAAAGCAGAAGAUGUCUGUUAUUCAUGGUGGGUAUUUUCACCUCUUGUUAUGAUGAAUAGAUCUCAUUGGAUUGAUAAUGAAAGUUUGGUAAAUUAUAUUCUUUUAUGUCAGGAUUCUGAAAAAGGGGGCAUUUCUGAAAGACCAAAAGGUGAUCCAGAUUUAUUUCAUACAUCUAUUGGUAUUAUUUCUUUGUCUAUUCUUAAAUAUCCUGGUCUUUUAGAAAUGAGUCCUGAUUAUUUUUUACCUAUGAAGAUUCUUCAAAAAUUAAAAAAGAAUAAACAUAAUUAA